AGGGGCGGGCAGGGCGCGGGCCGGGUGGAGGGACAGCAGCGGGGGCAGCCCGGUCCGGCUGGUGCUGGCUCUGCCCCCACAGCAGGCUCGGCCCGGGCUCCGGCAGGCUGGUGGCCGCCAUCGGGGCUCAGUGGGGGCCCCCCGGGCUCCUUUCCCCUCCCCUCCCUCCCUCCGCGGCGGGCGACGCUGGAGGAUUUUCUCCCGCUGCGGCCCACUCGCUGCCCCCCAGACAUGGUAGGUCACCUACAGCUGCAAGGGAUGGACGAGAGCCUGAAGGAGAAGAGCCGGGAAGGCUUGCUGGACAGCCCGGACUCGGGGCUGCCCCCCAGCCCCAGCCCCCCUUUCUACUCCCUCUCGCCUGGUGAGAGCCGAGCUGGGGGCAGCGGUGGUGCGGACCCCCCGGCCCCGGGGCACCGGCGAGAGGCCAAGGACGGCAAAGUGAUGCCUUACCUGCUCCUGAACCCGUCCAUGCCAGAGAUGAGGCCUCGAAUGCACCCUGUGUUUUUUGGAGAAAGCAUUGAGGUCAGCCCUGAGCCUGUGCAGGAAAUCAGGUGCAAUUCCGAGGUGAAGUAUGACUCUGAGAAGCAUUAUCGGGAUGACAUCUUCUACGGCCCCAUUCCUACUGUCACUGCCUACAGUGAGACAGUCAUUGCUGCUCCCAAUUGCACCUGGCGGAACUACAAGUCCCAGCUGAUCUUUGAGCCCCGCCAGAAGCCGCUGAGGUUUCAGAGCACGACCAUCAUUUUUCCUAAGCGUGCCAAGAACAUUUACCGGACCACCCUCAACUACAGCUUGGGUUGUGCCAAGCGUUGGUUUGCUUCCAGUGUGCAGCUGGAACUCUGCGAGGAAACCAGCCCGUGCGUCAUCUACAGUGAGACCCUCUGAUCCGCCCUGCCGCUGGCAACCUUGUGACCUCAAGGAGGCUGUGGCCUUUGCUGUCUCUGGCUGGGUCUUCAUUGAUGGCAACUGAAUAUUAAUGGCUGGAGAACACGUUGUCUUGGGUGAGGCUGAACUGGCUGGGAGGAGGCUUGCAGGGCACAGGAUGGUUUUGAUCAGUGAGAGGCUGGCUUGUAUUUUGCGACGUUCCUGACAUUCAUGAUCUGGAUUUUAUUUUUGUUUUUUUUCCAAGCAUAUCUAUUUUUGACUUGUGUUUAGAUGAAAUCAAGAUGACAAAGGACCCUACUACCCAUACCAGAGUGCUGCCUUGUGAGCUCUAUAGGUCUCGCCUAGGACAUAGGUGAGACUCACUGUAACCUUCAGAGUUAUUUUGAUCUUUGCAAAGGGAAGACCAACUGCAGAGUCAGCGUCCAGUCUGCCCAGCACACACCAAGCCAGGUUUAGAGUUCAAGUACAGAGGAGGCAGUUAUUUGUAUCAAUACAUCACAGCUUGCUCCAACAGCUCAUCUGGGAGAUAGCUGCAGUAUUACACCACUGCAGUAACCUUACUGGGAGGAGAGGGGACUGCCACCAAGAAAAAGAGGAGGAACACAAGCACACGGUGCUCUUGCUAGCAGCUAGAUGUUUAUCUACCAUAGCAAGGCACAGCACAACCAGGAGAUGGGAGAAAGGCCAACCCUGACACAUGGCCACCUGUUCUGUGAGCCCAGCCAAGAGUCUGCAGGGGAGACUGAGGAACCUGAAUAGCUGAAGGGCUAUUUUCUAAAAGUGCCCGAGUGAUUUAGGAGCCCAGUGCUCUUUUUCAAAAGUACUGUCAGUCCAAGUGUGCCAUGCUGUUCUUUGUCUUGAACACCCCAUUUAUAGGGAUCUUUACGCACUUGCAGCCCUUUUGAGUUUCAGGGUAGGGCUGUAUUGCAGAGAGGAGUGCAGACAGGGAGAUGCCAGAGCAGGGUUAACUCAUGAGCAAGGCUGCUCACCCUCUCAAUAGUUUCCAUACCUGUGGCGUGCACAGCUUCACUGACUGUGGAGGAGCAGCCAAACUUUCUCAGCGUAGAGCUUGAAGGAUUGAAGAGCCCAAAUCCAUCCAGGUUUUCCUUAAUCAGCCAGGCUGUAGCAAGUCAACAGGCACUUCACAAAGAGCUGAGCUGUCUCUGCAAAAGGAUCAAGAAACACUGAGAGAGCAGGAGUCACUACAGCCAUCCUAAGAUAAACCAUUCCCCACUGGUGAAUCACAUCUCCCAGAAUCUCUUGACUCUGGUAGCUCACUGAAAAUCUGCAAGAGCCUGGAUUCCCACAAACCUAUAACCUUUGAAAAUAGCAUGGAAUUGUCUCAAAAAAUCUUACCAAGAAUUUUUGCAUGCUGCUCGGAAGAGUCCAGACUUAGAAAAUAACCACACAGCUCCAGAAAUCAGUUUCCAGCUUUCCCUCUUCUAAACUUUCCAUUUUGUUCCUGACUUGCUGCGAGUCUGAUCGAGUUAUUUCAGAACACAACUGAGCAGCCAAGUCAGAAAACCUAUUAACAAUGUCAACAAGACAGAGCUGAUUGCCCAGAACAGUUGACGCACAAACCCACAGAGAUUAAAAAAAAAUAAUCUGAAAAACUUAAAAAAAAAAAAUUAAAUAAUGACUUACAAAGAUACUUUUUCCAUCAGUUUCAAAAGGCAAUUGGUAAAUGUGACCAGAACCAUGACCUUUAUGAAACAGAGUUCUCUUGUUUAAAAUGAAGCACAUUUUUUCCACCAGAGGUAAAUAUAAGGUCUUUCUAUACAAACUUAAAUCCUGACAGCUGAAGCAUCAUUAGUAUUGAAAGAUGUGGGCUAUGGCAGCGAUGAACUCUGCCUCUCUAUUUGGGAGUUAGGACUUGGUAGGGAGAAAUCUCUCAAAGGAUUUCCAAGGCUUCCACCUACUGUUGAAUUCUUUUCAGCAACACAGAUACAAGGAUUAUAUUUGUUAUCGGUCAGAUUUUGCUGUCACUGACUGUCAGCGUCAAAGCCUGGAAAAGCAGCAUUUGCCUCCAAAGGGACGAUGAUGCCUGAAGCAACCCUUCUCCCCAGAGCUCCUGCAAGCAUGAGUGUUGCAGAAUUAGCUUAGGCAGCAGGGCAGUUGAAGUGAGGAUAAAUGUAGUCCCAGUGCAACGUGAGCAGGCGAUGCACUUACUUGCUAGCACGUAUUGGGGCCUAUCCUGUUUCGCCAAGUGCUGGUGAGCGAGUCUUGUGACCAGUGGAAAUUCUCAUCUGCCUUCCUGGGUACAUCCUAAAGGCUCAGAGGGCUCUUUCCAUGCACCUGUGAGAGUCUGUAGCAAAGCGGGGAGGUUUCCAAGCUGAGUGCCAGUGUAAUCCAGGUUCAAAAGCAGGGCCAAUAUUCAUGCCCAGGAGAUCCCUGCAUGAUGACAGAUCAGAUUGCAGGCAUCUCCACUGAGCAAGCAUGGAGGCAGGCUGACCUCAACGCCAAAGGGAUGCCAGAGACUCCAUAUUCUGACCAUACAUCAGGCUUUUCUCCUGUUAACAGUUGGAUUAUCCCCCUGCUCCAAGCACAAAAUCGAAUUUUGAUCUUGCUGGUACUUGAGCAGGACAGGUUUUCACCAGAAAUCUCUUUAUUAUGGCCAGCUGCAGGCUUCUGCCUGCUUUAGUCUGCUGUUAGUUCUGCUUCAUAAACAUUGGCUGCGACAGAAAAAAAAGAAUUCAAAGAAAGAUGAAAAACUAGUGGGCAAAUACAAAUCUUGUGGAGAGACCUGAAGCACGGCCUGGUCUGUCACCAGGCAGGGAGGGGGGCUGCUAAGGCAAAGUCUCACAGGUGGAUGGUAGGGUGCAAUGGAGGGCUGCAUCCUUGGCGCAGCAGGGUCUACACACAUCCAGGCCAGGCCUCUCUGAAGCUUUUUGUUUUCUUUUCUUUGCAAAUAGAUAAGAAAUGACCUAACAUGCUCCUGCUCCUUUAAGCUUCAGCAGUUUUUCUGGUUUUACCAUGUCAGGAAAAAAAGACACAGAGUAGCUUGGGUUUCUAGGCUGCUGAACAUGCUUUGAGCUCUGGAGCCAUGGACAGGCCAUGGUGGGCUACCACCCUGGACCACAUCCAAACUAUGACAUUGCCAAGUAUCUGAGACCUGUAGAACAUUUUGAAAAAUACCUUCUUAUAUGGUGUCUCCCAUGGGCCCAUCACAGGCUGCUUUUCUUCUCAGAGAAAGCUGGAAUUGGAAUGGGACUUUGUUUUUCCUGAGGACAAGAAAACCACAGAGGGUCAAGCCUUCACCCUUGCCUGGUUGCAGAUCCCACCUUCCCCACCCACCCUCUGCCCCUAUUGCUCCUAUCCCUGUGGCUGGGUUAGGUGGUGGUAGAAGAGCAAAAGUUCAUGUUGCUCAUGACUGGGAAAAGUGAUGACUUUUUUUUCUUUUGCUUAAACACCAGAAACUGACUUUUGUGUGUGUGUUGCCAAUUAAGAAUCACACCAAGCAGCCAAGACGUGUCUUACCUGUUGCUGUGUCUGUACAUCUAAAAGGAACGGUUAGUCCCACUAGAGAUGUGUUUUUCUUUUAAGUGGAGCAUUAUUAAUCUCAGCCAACAGAUCUUUGUUCAUGUAUAUUUGCUCGAAGAUACAAAUGAUAAAUUUAUAGUAUGGAAAUGCUGCGUACAAAGGUGAGUUUCCUCAAGCAGCUGGGACCAUGGCUACAUGCUUCCUCCCCAGGAAUCUAAUGUGGCUGAUGCCCACAGUCCUAUAAGCCUGAUGGGUGAAGUCAGACUGCCUUUAAGAAUUAUUUUCCGUCAAUAGUUAUUUUUGAGAUCAGUUUUUCGGAUGGAGGUGGGGGGGGAGGAAGGUUGGUUUUUUCAAUAUGGAAAGUCACUGUCUCAAAGGUGCGGUGUCUGCCCUUCAUCCUCUUCAUUCCUGUGAUUGUUUCACCCCUGAAUGCAACAGAGCAUGCUUGUGUCUGGUCUGCCUGUGUUGCUGUCAUUGCAUUUGGGGCCAAAAGGAGGGAACCCUAACUAAAUACUGAACUUUCAGAAUCUGCAGAAUACUUUGCACAAACCACAGCGAACAACUUUGACCAAAACAGUUUACUGCUUCUUUUGUCUUUAAUCUUUUUUUUCCUUUUUCUUUCUUUUUUUCUUUCUCUUUUUUUCUCCUAAGCCAGCUCUACUUGUCUCAAUGUGAAAUACAGAUUCGCACCCUAGGUGCAUACUUUCUGGGAAUGAUGAAACGAGGUUUGGGUGUUGAUAGCAGUGUUUGAGUGAGCUGCUGGUCAGAGAAGUGAAUGCUAUUUACUAUUUAUGUUGAGUGUGUCUUUAAAAAAAUGGGAAAGGUCACUAGAAGGCUAAUGAGCAAAGGACUUUGUAGAACAAACUGAAGACUAAAGACUGCGUGAAUCUGGUUUAGAGGCAAAUGGUUCUCUGGGUGAUCAUUGUGAGCUAGGAUAUUUAGCCAUUUUAGUUUUAACCUGCCUUUUUUUCUGUAGGGAAUGGCAUCCUUGCCUGCCUUAGAGCUGAAACAAGAUCGGAUCCAUCAUCUGUCACAGUCAUUCAGUCCCACUGAAGUCUGUGAGCAUCAGUGUUCCCCAGGCUUGCGGGAACUGUGUGUAUCAAGCACACAUGCACAGAGCUAUGUCUCUGUGGAGGUGGGGGAACACACUAUAGGGAAUGAUGGAUCUUGUGGGAUACUCACAUUUCUACGGCCUUACAAACUCAGCUCCCUGAGGAUCACCUCAUCACUCACAAAUUGAUCUGUUCUGAACAUCUCCCCUAAAGCUCUCCUAUAACUAUUGUAUUUUAUAAGUCUUGGGAGGCACUAAUUCUUUUUCAGGUACUGUAAUGGCCAUCAAAAUGAGCAAAGUAUCCUACCAUGUGAAUUGUGACCUGAAGAUGGGGUUGAAAGGUGUUUGAAGGUUAGAGAAGGAAAAAGAGAACUUAUAACUGGUGGAAAUGCAUAAGGAUGUGUCAUAUUUUUAUUUUUGUAAGUCUGAUUCUUUAAGUGCUUGUAAAGUACUUUACUGUUGUAUAUGUGGUGAUGCAGUAGUUCACAAUAUCCUUUUAUUUUUAUAUAUUCCCCCUCCACAAUAAUCCCUUUCUGUUCAACUCAUAGAGAGUAAUUUAAGAAGACAAAAUUUAUAUAUCAUAAUAAAAUGCUCAAACUAU
Falco peregrinus (peregrine falcon) is the source of this 6017-nucleotide messenger RNA. It is a transcript of the gene RFLNA, whose product is annotated as refilin A. The record is from RefSeq and is a predicted model, not a curated record. The transcript has 3 exons. Gene Ontology annotation, cellular component: actin filament bundle. Lineage: Eukaryota; Metazoa; Chordata; Aves; Falconiformes; Falconidae. Bases 232 to 885 code for a protein of 217 amino acids. Gene Ontology annotation, molecular function: filamin binding. Gene Ontology annotation, biological process: negative regulation of chondrocyte development; actin filament bundle organization; skeletal system morphogenesis.